GAAACAUCAAAACAUGGAACGUGGGGAAUCUGUAGGAAAUAUAAUUAAAAUGUCUUGUGAUAUAGCUGAGCUGAGCUGUUCGCUGUGUCCGUGUCUCUCGCUUCCAAUAUGUUGUUUCCACUGAAUCUGAGACGACCACCCGUGAACGAAUACCGGGGAAAUUAAUACAGGACUCUUCCCGCGUCAUCCACGCGUUCUGUGUGGUUGGUUGAUCUACAAACGCUACGCCAAUAUUACACGACCACGGCGAUCCCGACUCGCACAAACAACACAGCCCUCUCCACAACGACUAACCACGCCCUCGGCCUGGUCGCCAUUGUGAAGAACGAGACUAAUUCGGCAUUUCGCAAACGCAACCCAUGAACAGCUUCCCGUAGGGCCAGACAGGCAGCAAACAAAACGCGAGCGACUCCUUGUGCCUGAUCUAGUUUUAGGGAGGCAUAGGAAGCUGCUUUAAAGGAUCGGGACCUCCGCCGACGACAUCAUGGCAGCUACCGACGCCGAACAACCGUACGCCAACAUGGCUGCAGGAGACCCCUUCACGUCGAGCACGAGUCACCGCUACUCCAACUUCGACAGUCAGCUAUUCGCGCUUGGCCCAACCACAUCUCCGGAGCAAGCAAAGCGGGCAUUGGAGGCACAUCUCGCAGAGACCGAACGUAGGAUACAGGACGCGUCGAAGCUGGGCACGACGCUCGUUCAGCAGCGAAAGGAACUUGCAGACCGACUGAAGGAGAUCGAGAAAGAGCAAGAUGAGGGAGAGAUCACGCCAGAGCUGAGGCAGAAAUUGGUGGACAUCGAGAAGGAGUACAAUGAGGUUGGCCGCGAGAGCGCGCGGGCGUUUCUGCCAAAGUCGAGGGUGUCGAGCAGCGAGUUGGCUGAAUCUCCAUUUCCAGUUCAGGGCAAGCGAUCCGUGAGCCCCUCGAAAUUCGAAAGCCAAGCUACUGCCUCGCCAUCCAAGCUGAGCGUACCCAACCGCAAGCAGAGAAACCAGCCCUCAAACCGAGUUCACGAUAUCGAAUUUGCAACCGAGAUCUCUACCUCUCUCUUGUCACAAGUCCGGCACCUACAAGCGCUUCUGGCUGAAAAAGAAGAAUCUCUACGAAACGUGAAUACCGAAAAGGCACGGCUGGAGGCAGAGGCCGAGGGAUUCAAUCAGCGAUUACGAGCUCUCGACGAAAGCGAACAACGUUACAAGGACGAGAAUUGGAGUCUCGAGACCCAGCUACACGAGCAUAUCGCAACCGCCAAAGAAGCAGCUGCUCGCGAGAAGAAGCUUACUCAGAGCCUGAAUGCACUCCAAGUUCAGAAGACAACUGCCCAGAAGGAUCUUGACGAAAUGAAGCUGAGCCACUCCAAACUGUCCGAGACCCACGCAGCGGCGGUGAAACACCACGAUACGGAGCUCGGAGGACUCAAGCGGAACAUGGCAAUGGUCGAGAACGAGCGAGGAGCGCUGCAGCGCAAGAUCGAAGACUUGACUGGCCAGAACCAUGAGCUUGCCAUGGCGGUUGCACGCCAACGUGGUAUUGCAGAUGAACAGGAGAGCCAGGAUGCCACAGACGAAGACUUCGAGACCGCAGAUGACAAUGUCACACCUGAGCACUCUCCACCACCGUCGCCAACUAAAAUGACUCCACGCCAUAGCCAUCUCGAGGCGGAAACUCUGAAGAGCUCGCUGCAUCACGCACACCGAAUGAUUCAGAGUUUAAAGGGCAACAUCCACCGCGAAAAGACAGAGAAACUGGAGCUUAAGCGGAUGCUUCAGGAUGCUAGGGACGAACUGGAGAUUCGCCGCACAGAUGCCGCUUCAGGCUCCAUCAAGAAGAGUCGCAAAAUGGACUCCAAGGAGUUCAAGAAGCUCUCUAAGGGCCAACUUGGCGCUCUCCGCAAUAGCAGAAGCGAAAUCUCUAUGAAUGAUGCUCAAUGGGAAGACCAAGAUGGCGAGUCUAGCCCCUCGCGCGCUGCUUCAGCUCGCGUUGCCUCGAUGCCUGGCAAAUACGCCGAGUCCAGCGGCCAGUUCGAGACCUGCAACGAGACUAGCGACGCCUUCGAGACGGCCAACGAGCGCGACACCGAGACCGAUGACUUCCACACUGGCAAUGAGGGUAACACCGACAGUGAUGAGCUGACUGAGACCGAGAGCGGCGCAAAUGUCAGCACCAUUCGCGGCCGCCCAGCACCCCUUAACAUGGCCGCGAAGCGAAGCUCCUUCCUCAGCACUGCCUCAACUUCAGGUGACGAAUACAGCUACGAGGAGCUCAGGACACCCGUCCAGUCCCAACCCCAGCGCCUCCGCCUGCGCAUGGGCCGCGGAUCAUCCCGUCGCGAUCGUAUCGCCAGCGAAGAGCCUUCCAUCGACAGCAGCCCCGCGGCAAGCAACAACGGCACACCUCAACAACCUGGCCAGAGUCUAUUCGCAGAACUUGGCGACCUUGGUGGCAGCGAUGAUGAGUCGGCCAUGGGCUCUAGCGUCGAUGGCAUGACACCUGGACGGAACCGCAGUAUCACGCCCGGUGAUACACCUGGCGGCGCGUCCGCGCGCAUGUCUGCGCUCGACAUUCCCCCUGUUCCGGCGCUGCCAAAGCCAGCUAUGGUGGAUUCGAGCAUGAUGACCGACGGCUGGGAGCCCGCGCCAGCGACACCCCAGAGCGCCGUUCCAAUUAUUGCUAGCGGCCUUGCCAGCGGCCUCGUAGGCGCCGGGCUCGUCGAGGCUGCCCACCAGUUGACCGACAACCGUCUAUCUGUGAUGAGCGACGUCAGCACUCAGGCCGGCGACGUCAGCGAGCGCUUGGCUGAGUUCCCUACACCCCCUACGCGUUCCGCGCCUCUUCCGCCUUUGAGCAUCUCUACCAUCCAGGCAGAGGACAUGAUGCCCGUUAUCCCUGCGCCUGCCACGCCGGUGCAGAUGGUGUUCUCGUCUAUCGGGACGUCGCACACUGAGCCGCUAAGCCCAGUCCUACACGUGCCUACGCCUGUUAAGCUUGCGUUUGCGCCGAUUGAGGGAACUGAGACGGAGCCCAUUGAGAGGCCGGCGACUGCUGUCAAGAUGGAGUUUUCGGGCAUUGAGGCUGUGGCGAUGGAACCUGUUAGCCCGGUUCUGCGCCCGGUUACGCCUGUCAAGCUUGCAUUCGUGCCUAUUGAUGCUCUGGAUACUGAGCCGAUUAGCCCUAUUGAAAGGGCUGUCACACCGGUUAAGAUGGCAUUCUCUUCCAUUGAAGCUAUGGAGACAGAACCUAUUAGCCCCGUCGAGAAGGUCGUGGCCCCGAUUAACAUGGCAUUCUCUUCCAUUGGUGAUACUGCCACGGAGCCCGAGUCGCCUGUGAAGAGGCUAGUGACGCCUGUGGCUUUCGAAUUCUCGUCUGUGUCAAAUACUGAGACCGAGCCAAUUUCUCCCGUCGUCAGACCCGUCACACCACCGCGACCAGUGACGCCUGUUGCUUUCGCGUUCUCAUCUGUGUCAAAUACCGAGACCGAGCCAAUUUCUCCCAUUGUCAGACCCGUCACACCACCGCGACCAAUUACUCCUAUUGCCCUGGCAUUCUCAUCCAUCACCUCUACGUCAACAGAGCCAAUUGAGCCCCCGAGCCCAGCACACAAUCACCUCUUGGCAGGUGCUCUCGGAGCAGGUGCUCUUGGCGCAGGUGCCCUCGGGGUAGGGGCCUUCCUAUCAGAUAAAUCAGACAAGGAGCUCUCAACCCAGAGCCCAGAGACGCCAAAGGGCAAGGGUAACUUCAACGGCUUAAUGAGCUGGGCGAAGGCUAAAACGCCCGUUGGCCCCCUUAUUGCCGAAGACGAGACCCGCCAGUCGCCUAACCAGUCACCGCUGGCAGAGACGCCAGAGUCGCAGCGCCCAUUCAAGGAGUUGUCUGUCAACACAAAUGAGAGGCCUCCAAGCAAAGCCAAGCCUGAUAUGACGAGCUCUACUGCUCAGACGUCACUUACCUCGGAGGAGAUCGAUGAGAUGCUCUCGAGGAAGAGCGACCGACAAUACGAUAUCCUGACCGAGGACUCGCAGAAGCCACUGUCGCCCUCACGAACCGUCGUUCCCCCAACAAUCCGAGUUCGGGAAAGCAUGGGCAGUGUCAGAAUUACGCGCCCGAAGGCUUUGGAUCUCAGCCUUGACCGUGAGAACCAGCCCAGCAACAGGCCUGGCAGCUCCGGUAGCUACCGCCGCUCCAUCAGCAGCCAACACCCCCCACUGCCUCCAAACCACCAACAGGUCAUUGCUGCAGCCCAGCGGGUUGGAUCUUCGUCUAGUAACCACACGGGCAUCAUGGGUCCUCCACUCCUACCUGCAUCAGCCUAUAUGAAUUCCAACUCCCAGCUGCGCCCGAGGACUCCAUCCAGCUCCCGCGGUCCAAGCAGCCCCAAGAACGGCACUACGCCUCGCCCAAGAUAUCCUGGUGGCGCUGAGCUGAACCCCUCUAUCACAGGCCGCUCGCGCGCCUCGUCGGUGACCUCCUUCGCCUCCGAAGUGGAGAGCCGCUUCAACCUGCGCGGCGGCCCUACCGAAAUCCCCGGCGUGGCUUCCGGCACCGACCCGCGCAUGAUCCAGGCGAUCACGCAGACCAUGAUCGGUGACUACCUGUGGAAGUACACCCGCAAGGCCGGCCGUAGCGACAUGUCCUCCACGCGCCACCGCCGCUACUUCUGGGUCCACCCAUACACGCGUACUCUGUACUGGAGCGACCGUGAUCCUUCGACCGCUGGGCGCAGCGAGCUUAAAGCCAAGAGCGUCGCCAUCGAAGCCGUCCGCGUCGUCACAGACGAUAACCCGAUGCCACCUGGACUGCACCGCAAGAGUCUUGUCAUCCUAACGCCUGGACGCUCGGUCAAAUUCACCUCGCAGACGGGACACAACCACGAGAUUUGGUUCAACGCCCUCUCCUACCUCCUUCUGCGCACCGACGACGCUCCCGAGGACACCGCCGAUGAAGCCCCCGACGCCCUGACAGCCGACGACGUCGACGAGUUUAACCCCGGCUUCCGCUCUUCCCGCCGCGGCGGCGCCGCCUCCCUAUCCUCCUACAACAGCCGCGCCACGCGCAACGAGUCACCCGCCAUCCCAGAGCGCCCAACACUAAACAACACCCCUUACAACGGCACCGCGGCGUCGCGCGGGUCGGUGGUCUCGCGACUGAGCAACUACUGGCGCACGAGCAAUGGGGAGGUGUACGGUGCGCGGCGGAGCAGGCAGAGCACGGGGCAGAAUAGCAUAUAUGAGACUAGCGAGGUGCAUGAUAGUGCCGAGGACGUGCGGGCGAUGAUCGAGAAGCAGGAUCGUGAGAGUGAUCGGUUGGAGAAUGUGAGGGCGUGCUGUGAUGGACUCCAUGACGUGGGACAUCUGGCGCACACCCCUACGAGCUCCGUGCGCAACCGCCUCUCGCAGGGAACGCGCAGCUACACGCCCGGUCCUGGCCAGAGACCGGGCGCGACGAGCAGGCAGAGCGUGCAGUAGUGUACCAUCAUACAUAUAACAGCAGCGGAAAAAAUUGAACGGGGGUGGGGAGAUACGAGAGCGAAUCGAAUACCACGAGGUAAAAAACCACACAUACCGUCCAGACGGCCACGAUGUCACGCAAUAACCCACUUAGACACGCCUUUUCAGGCCUUUCCUUAUAACUCGAACCGCUUUUUUGUCUUAUUUAGCUUGAUUUUCCCCUUCCGAGACGCUCAUUUUAUUACUUCUGGGAAAGCGUGCGUGCGUGCGUGGGAUGGCACAGGACAUGGCGCCAGUACGUCGGCGAGAGAUUGCGUGGGGUCGUCAUGGAUGCUGCUGAUGCAUCUUACUUUCUGUACACCUUUUCUUUCUUGCGUGUGAAGAUGGAGCGCGGUAAUGGUGGGAGUGGUGGAUGCAGGUGUACGCUUUUCUUGAUUGAGGGGUUGCGGAUACCAGGGGCAUGAAAUUGUUGCGGGCUGAGGUCGCUGAGAGGCUAUCUAUUUUCCCCUCUUGGCGCGGAAUGGGGAGCAGAGGCUCGAGAUAAUUUGCGGGCUGUGGGAUGGGGCUUCUGGAGAAAGGGGCCACGGGGAGGGGUUGUUGUAUGUAAACUUCGAGAUUGUGUGAUGAUGAGUUGGCG
Pseudogymnoascus destructans is the source of this 6080-nucleotide messenger RNA. RefSeq lists its product as uncharacterized. NCBI's taxonomy places the organism in Eukaryota, Fungi, Ascomycota, Leotiomycetes, Thelebolales, Thelebolaceae. The transcript has 4 exons. The record is from RefSeq and is a predicted model, not a curated record. Gene Ontology annotation, cellular component: mitochondrion; cell cortex. Gene Ontology annotation, biological process: microtubule cytoskeleton organization; dynein-driven meiotic oscillatory nuclear movement; maintenance of protein location in cell cortex. Bases 485 to 5461 code for a protein of 1658 amino acids. Gene Ontology annotation, molecular function: tubulin binding; phospholipid binding.